Molecule: messenger RNA, 3960 nt
Organism: Venustampulla echinocandica
Lineage: Eukaryota; Fungi; Ascomycota; Leotiomycetes; Helotiales; Pleuroascaceae
Exons: 6
Coding region: 1-3960 (1319 amino acids)
Biological process (GO): phosphatidylinositol dephosphorylation
Molecular function (GO): protein binding; phosphatidylinositol-4,5-bisphosphate 5-phosphatase activity
Source: RefSeq, a predicted model, not a curated record
AUGCUGGCAGGCCAAAAGCCAAAAAUAAACCCUGGCUCCGCUCCGGCUCCCUGGAUCCACGCUGGAAGUUGGAAACUGAUAACUUGCACGCAGACGAAAGACUGUUUUGAAACGCACUAUAACCCAAACCAUGACCUGGGGGGAAAUCUCCUUUCCGAUCACUUCGGUUACGCGCCUCCCGGACUCGGUCCGCACUGUUCCAGAUCCCAGAUCGGCAUCGCAAACCUCCAAGUAAUCGACUGCGUCCCCGAAUUACCUGGUUCACCCCUCCAAGGCCUUGAGGCUCAGCCUGCGCCUCCUCCCUCAUCCCCCCACACCACGAAGAAACCCGAAGUUGCCCCAAUCACUAUACAGCACUGGCACGCCCGAGGGACACAAAGGCCUCUCUAUGACUUUGCAGUUGAACUCCAGAUGGGCACCAAAACUGUCUCGAAGCCUGUAUCCUCCCUCCGCUCCCAUUUUGAACAGAUGUCGAGCUCCAAGCCGGCCAACAAUCUCGCGUCGCGCCCUGUAUCCCCGAAACCAACUACGACCAGUGCUGGCACAGUGGAAAUUGCCAGAAAUAAUACCGGCCGACAAGAGAGUAUAGGACCUCCGGCAGAUGACCGUCAGGAAAGCAGAGGGAGGAAUAGGGAACCAGCUGAUGUUGGGCUUCGAUUUCUUGCAGCCAACCAUGCUGCUGGUUAUUCGCCGUCACCCACACGAACCCCUCGAACGAAGCCGACAGUUACAAUGCCCCCUUCAGUUACCAUACAACCUCCGCAGUCGCCUCCGAAAGGAAAGGUUCUAAAUCUAAACCUGUCCACUCCGUCCCCAUAUCUCACAACUGAUGUCCCAUUAUCCGCUGCUUCGGCAGGCUCGUCCCCACGACACUUCCGAAUCCCUAGCAGACCACAUACGCCUCUCCUCGAUCCAAGAAAACCCCCCUCUUCGCCCUCAUCUAGGCCCCCAUCCCCACCACCGCCUCGAAGGUCAGGCGAAUUCAGGCGGAAUAGUUCUUUCCAAUCACUACCUCCUCCGGUCAACAGGGCUGAAAAGCCCAAAAUUGCGAGCAAGCCCUUCUCAUUAGGAUACUGGUCCGACGCAGCAACUCUGGUACCUCCUCACUCCCCAAUCAUUGAUGAGAAGUCUUCGCCAUUUAGCAGCCCUCCGAAUAGUAGACGCAGCGGUGAAAAUGAAAUAUUUGCCCCCCCUUUGCCGGGUCCAAGACCGGCGAUACGACCUGAAGCUCAUUCGGUGACCUCAGCGACCCAGCGGUCGUUUGAACCGCCUCCAGUUCAUUACGCUGUUGCCAAUAAGCGGAAAGACCAGGAUAUUAAUGGCCUAAGCCGAACCCCUAUUCCAGUCCAAGUUACAGGCGAACAGAGGCCAGCGUUGCCAACACGACCUCAAGCAACCUCCGAAAUCCCAAUACCUCGCAGUGCCUCUCGAAAUUCCAUGCUGCCACCCCCUCCUCCUCGGCCAUCCAUGGACCGGACGCGCCCACCCGUGAACACACGCCCGACCGCUGAAGCUACGCCUCCCAAGAGAAUAGUUUCAAACCCCACUUCGCAAUUACAAACCCCACCACGCCAUGGACGGUCAAUGACAGUCGACCGAGCAUCCAACAAAGCGCCUGAUGAAUUCCGUACUCCAAUGAAUACGUCCGUAGCCCAAUCUCAGCGUCGUCCAUCCCCAGAUGUUGCUCCUACUAUGUCUUAUAUUAGUCAAGCUCUGAGCUCGAACGCCGCCGAAUAUCCGGAUUCCUCACAGUCGAAUCGUCGCCCUCCGCAUUUUAAACAGGGGGCAUUAGAGAUAUCUACCAAAUAUGAUACUCGAAUCGUUGAUGUUUGUGGCGAAUUUGUUUGCACAUCCGGCCAUUUGACUAGGGUAUGGAGUUUGCUUGAUGGGGAGAUGAUCAUGAGUCUGGCCCAUACCGAAGGCAUUAAAAUUAUCUCGGUUGCUUUCAAGCCCACAUCAGAUAUCAGCGACGAAGGCUCCCAACUCUGGCUUGGCAAUAAUAUUGGCGAACUCUUCGAGGUAGACGUUCGGUCACAAAGCGUAACAGCAGUCAAAACCAACGCCCAUACUCGUCGCGAGAUCACUAAAAUUUAUCGCCAUCUGGACGAGAUGUGGACACUUGACGAUGGCGGUACACUGCAUAUAUGGGCACCGGACAGCUCUGGAGCCCCGGCUCUUACCACCCCUCAUCAAAGUUACAGGAUACCUAAAGGACAUACUUUCUCGGUGGUGGUCAGGGAUGAACUGUGGCAUGCAACUGGCAAGGAAAUCCGUAUUUUUGUCCCCACUCGAGAUGGAGCAGCCCAGUUUCAAGUGCUGGCACGACCACUUAGCCAACCAAAUGCUGGAGACAUAACCUCCGGCUGCGUUAUUGGCCCCAAGCCCGACAGAGUGUAUUUUGGUCAUACUGAUGGAAAAAUUAGCAUCUAUUCGCUCCGUGACUAUUCAUGCUUAGGAAUUGUGAAUGUUAGCGUGUAUAAGAUUACGAGCUUGGAUGGUGUUGACGGCAGGCUUUGGGCCGGUUUUAGCACUGGUAUGGUCUAUGUCUAUGAUACUACUCAAAGUCCAUGGAUGGUGAAGAAAGAUUGGCGUGCCCAUCACGACCCUGUAAUCAAGCUGAUCGCCGACAAGAGCAGUUGCUGGUCCCUUGACCGGGCACAAGUUAUUUCCCUCGGCCAGGAUAACAUGUUACGGGUAUGGGAUGGCUUGCUGCAAGAUGACUGGAUUGAAACUCAAAUGCAGUCCCAGGAAGCAGAUUUCUGCGAAUUCACACAGAUUAAAGCCUUGGUUAUGACCUGGAAUGCAGGUGCAACCACACCAUAUCAUCUCCAGCAUUCGGAUAACGACGGUACCUUUUUUCGCGAUCUUAUUCAGGGCAGCGACUCUCCCGACAUCCUUGUAUUUGGAUUUCAAGAAUUAGUUGAUCUAGAGGAUAAAACAAGAACAGCUAAAAGCUUUUUCAAGUCCAAAAAGAAGGACCCCAACUCAGAGCUGGAACAUAUGAGCCAUCAGUACCGUGACUGGCGAGAUUUUCUCACGCGCUGUUUAGAUGAUUACAUGCCGGCAAGCGAACUGUAUCAUCUGCUGCAUACCGCAACCCUUGUAGGGCUCUUCACUUGCAUAUUUGUGAGGGCACCUCUCCGAGAGCGAAUACGCAGUGUAAGUGCUGCCGAAGUCAAACGGGGAAUGGGUGGCUUGCAUGGAAACAAGGGAGCGUUAGUCCUACGAUUCCUCUUGGAUGAUACGUCACUAUGCCUCAUUAACUGCCAUCUUGCAGCUGGCCAGAGCCAAACCAAGGAUCGCAACCACGACAUAACUGCAAUUUUAGAGAGUGAAAUGUUUCCUGUUGAGAGGGAUCGCACUGUCCGGCAAGAUACUUUCAUCGGAGGGGGCGACGGGACAAUGAUCCUAGAUCAUGAAAUAUGCAUAUUGAACGGAGACCUAAACUACCGCAUCGACACUAUGGGUAGGGACACAGUAGUCAACGCGGUAAAGGCCAACAAUCUCAGCAAGCUUCUUGAAAGAGAUCAAUUGCUUGCCUCAAAGAGGAAGAACCCGUGGUUCAAACUCCGCUCUUUCCAGGAAUUGCCCAUUACAUUUGCGCCAACUUACAAGUACGACGUUGGAACGGAUAAUUACGAUACGAGCGAGAAGAAACGAUCACCAGCAUGGUGUGAUCGGAUACUCUAUCGAGGCCGCGAUCGUAUCGAGCAGAUAGAUUAUCUACGCCACGAAGUUCGAGUCUCGGACCAUAGACCUGUUACGGGGCAGUUCAACAUGUUGGUCAAGAGAAUUUCGCCCAAGAAACGAGCCAUUAAAUGGGACGAUUGUCAGAGGCAUCUAUCAGAGAUGAAGGAAGGCUAUACAUAUGAAGCAAAGCUCAAUUAUCUGACGAAUGUGCUUGGGUUUGCCGCGGGGGUUGCCAAAACAUUGAUUCAGCAAAACCAGAAGGGUCGAUAA